AUGCUUGAUGGAUAUUUUCUAGCGAGCAACGUCUCCAGGCCCAUCUACGACCCCAUAAGAGACGGCGCGGGUUACAGAUCAGGCACGAGAAUAGCACGUGUCCAGGUUCUUAUUGCCCUUUUCUUAGGGCUCUCUGCGUUUCUUAUCUUCUGUGUGCUCCGCAAGAGGUACCCGAGAAUAUAUGUGGCCAACUUCAACAACAUCAACAGAAACUACCUCCAUAGCCAUCUGCGGCGCAACUUGCCGCCGCUUUCGCAAAAAUCGCUUUUCGGCUGGGUCCCAGUAGUGUUCAAGAUUAGUGAAAGCCAGGUGCUUGAGCACGCUGGUCUAGAUGCUGUGGUGUUUCUUGGGUUCUUCAAAAUGUGUAUCACAGCUUUAGCAAUCUGUGUGAUAUUUGCCGUUGCUAUAAUAUCACCCAUACGGUACAAGUAUACUGGACGUGUGGAUCUCCCGGACCCGGAUGAUGACGAUGAUGAUAACGGCUACAACAACUCUACCGUGCCAAAAGUGGCGACCCGCAAGCUUGGAUUUCUCCUUUUAGAAAAGUUGUUCAAAAACAAGGAUCCUGAUCACGAGCCCAUCGUGUGGAUGUAUACUGCGUUCACGUAUAUCUUCACGGGUCUACUUAUCUAUUUGCUCCACAAGCAGACAUUGAAGAUUAUUGAAAUGAGACAAAGCUAUUUGGGGAAACAGAAAUCCAUAACCGAUCGCACGAUUAAAGUCCUGGGAAUUCUGCCUCUGUUACGGGAGGAAGAGGCGCUCAAGCGUCACAUAAAUCUGCUAGGUGUUGGUGAGGUCGAGUCUGUGGUUGUUGUGAAGGAGUGGAAUGCUCUCAACUCCUUGUUUAAAAUGCGUAAAAAGGUGCUCAAUAAUCUCGAGGAGGCAUGGGUCAAAUAUUUCGGUGAUAAUGGUCUCAAGAACACCACGGACGUCAUGGCUUCCAGGAUUAGACCUCUGAUUGGAGAUCUGUUCAACCUUCACCAGUCGCUGGGCUCAGCGUUUGCAGAUGAAAUUCCAGACAGCUCAAGCACCAAUGGCGGUGUAGAGAGCUCUGCUGCCUCGGUGACUUCGUCCCCCUCAAUUAUUGACCAGAUUACUGAGCACAUCGAGGACCACAAUGCCUUAGAGGGCAGUGCAAGUCAAUUACCAUUAAUGAAUGAUGUUGCAGCAGAAAGACCAAAAAUGAGAAAGGGAUGGCUUGGUAUUUUUGGGCCUGAAGUCGACUGUAUCACGUACUAUACUAAUCAACUCGAAAUCAUUGAUAAGGAGAUUAAACGUCACAGACUUCGGGAAUUCCCUCCAAGCUCCACCGCAUUCAUUACCAUGCGUUCUGUUGCUCAAGCCCAGAUGCUUGCACAGGCAGUACUUGAUCCCAAGGUGAACCACUUGAUCACGAGCUUGGCUCCCGCUCCCCAUGAUAUCAUUUGGGAGAAUCUUUGCUUAACACGUAAAGAGCGCAACUCAAGAAUUUUCUUUGUCAUGGUGUUUAUUGGUCUAAUUUCGGUUCUUUUGGUGUAUCCAGUCAAAUUCUUGUCCAACUUUUUGAAUGUCAAAACUAUUUCGAAAAUUUCACCCAGAUUAGGCGCUUUUUUGAAAGACCAUACGUGGGCUGAGUACCUAAUCACAGGUAUCCUUCCACCUUAUGUCUUUACCAUCUUUAAUAUCGUUAUGCCUUAUUUCUAUAUCUGGGUCACAAAAAGGCAGGGUUAUACUUCUCAUGGGGAUGAGGAGUUGUCGAUCGUUUCCAAGAACUUCUUCUACAUUUUUGUCAACUUAUUCCUUGUUUUCACGCUCUUUGGAACGGCGAUAAUUAGCGAUACUGCCCAGCUUGCUUAUCAGUUGGCGUACUCGCUUCAAAAGUUGAGUUUGUUUUACGUUGAUUUAAUCAUCCUUCAGGGUAUCGGUAUUUUCCCUUACAAAUUGCUUUUGCUAGGGAAUUUACUAAAGUAUCCAAUUGGAAACAUAUUUUGGUGCAAGACGCCCCGUGACUAUUUAAAUCUUUACAAGCCGCCUGUUUUUAAUUUUGGGUUGCAGUUGCCUCAACCUAUCCUUGUCUUAAUUAUAACCAUCACGUAUUCCGUGAUCUCGACCAAAAUUGUCACCGCAGGUCUAAUUUAUUUCAUUAUUGGGUACUUUGUUUUUAAAUACCAAUUACUUUAUGCUUGUGUUCAUCCUCCACACAACACGGGAAAAGUUUGGCCGUUAGUGGUGAGGAGAGUAAUCAUGGGACUUCUUAUAUUUCACAUGACGAUGUUUGGUACCCUUGCUUCACAGCAGGCAUUUGUGUGUGCCACAUUUUUGAUCCCGUUGCCUGUGUUCACCAUUGCAGUGCUUUGGAACUUCCAUAAACAUUAUAUCCCCUUAUCCUCAUUCAUAGCUCUUAGGGCGAUCGAAAACAAUCAAUUACCAUUUCAUGGCGACGAAGAAGAGGGGCUUGGUGAGGAGGAAGAUCUGGAAAGAGAGCAAACUCUUGAUGAGCGUCGAGAACUUCUGCAGACGUACGACUAUCCUCAUUUGGUCAAUGACCUUGAUGGUCCUAUAAUUGCAUUAGAAAACGACCAGGUUCUCAUGAUUGGCGACGAUGGGCAGACAGUUAAAAAGCCUAUUCCUGACAUUUAG
This is a messenger RNA of Candidozyma auris, 2619 nucleotides long. RefSeq lists its product as uncharacterized. Gene Ontology annotation, cellular component: plasma membrane. The record is from RefSeq and is a predicted model, not a curated record. NCBI's taxonomy places the organism in Eukaryota, Fungi, Ascomycota, Pichiomycetes, Serinales, Metschnikowiaceae. Bases 1 to 2619 code for a protein of 872 amino acids. The transcript has a single exon. Gene Ontology annotation, molecular function: calcium-activated cation channel activity.